This is a messenger RNA of Juglans regia (Persian walnut), 2275 nucleotides long. Its product is annotated as protein SIEVE ELEMENT OCCLUSION C. Gene Ontology annotation, biological process: phloem development. NCBI's taxonomy places the organism in Eukaryota, Viridiplantae, Streptophyta, Magnoliopsida, Fagales, Juglandaceae. The record is from RefSeq and is a predicted model, not a curated record. Bases 75 to 2156 code for a protein of 693 amino acids. The transcript is spliced from 7 exons.
GCUAGCUCGUAUAUUUAUUACCACAUUAACUCUGAGUCCAUGCUUAAUUUGCCGCCAUUACUUGAUCUGCACCCAUGAACUGGCUCCGAAACGAUCCCUUCUCGCAAUCUUCAUCAAGUUUUGACGAAGAUAUCAUGAUAAAGAAACUCCACCUUGCCCAUGAACCCGAUGGUCGUCGUCUUGAUUCUGAGCUAUUGCUUCGUGUAACGGAGCACAUCCUGCUAUAUGCUGCUAGUGCUACCUCAGAAGCACCAGCAACCCCUGUGGUUUCUGAUUUACAUUUUGAUGCUAUUGGAAAGUAUACUGAAGACAACGCUGAAGCAUUUAGUUCCCAAGAACCACUUGGACUGGUCAUUUACAAGGUUUCAAGCCAGAUACUCUGCAAGUGUUCUGGUGAAGAUGAUCUACACACGAGGACGAUGUUUUUGUUUGAUUUUCUAGGGAAGUAUAAAUGGGAUGUGAAAAUGGUUCUAGUACUCACAGCAUUUGCGACAAGUUAUGGGAAAUUUUGGCUCCUAAUGCAGCUCGAUCCUCGAGAUCCUUUGGCUGUAUCAGUUGGAAUGCUUAAGCAGUUGCCUAAAGAUUUCAGCAAAUUGAAGCCUCGAUUCAAGGCACUGAGCCUGUUGAUCAAGACAAUGGUGGAUGUGACAAAGUGUAUCAUCAAGUUUGAAGGCUUGCCUCUUUCACAUGUAGAUCUGGAUAAGGAAAUUUGUAUCACCAAGGCUUGCAUUCCUGAAGCUGCUUAUUGGGUUGCUCGAAGUGUCUUUACAUGCGCUUCUCAAAUCACAGAUUUCAUAGCCAUUCAAACUGAGCAAUACAGGUGGUAUUCAGAUUCAACAAUAAUUGCAACAUGGGAGCUCUCAAGUUUGGUUUUUAGGUUAAGCAGGAUAUGCAGCCGCCUGAGUCAGCAGGUAGAUCAGUGCCAUAAACAAACAGAAACAAAGAUAUGGCAGAAACUGUCGAAUCUCUUUCAGCAGACCCCCUUGGACAAUCAGGAGGGGCUCAGUAUGUUAUGUGCUUUGACGGAUGAUCUGCCACUUAAGUAUUGUCCCUCACAGGAAAAGUUUGGUGUGUCUGAAAUGAAGAACAAGGUAGUUAUGCUCUUGAUCACAAAGCCAGAGCUCCUCCCAAUGGAGGAAUUACUUCUGCUGGUUCAGCAAACAUCAGAUCACCCUCUCAACAAGAAUUACAAGGGAAGUUAUGAGAUUAUAUGGUUUCCCAUUACAUGUUCUGAGGCAUGGACUGAUGCAGAGGUGGGAAGUUUUAACUUCUUCUCAAACUCUUUGCCAUGGUACACAAUUCGGCAGCCAUGGUUACUCAGCUCAGCAGUGGUAAACUAUAUAAAAAAAACAUGGAAAUAUGCGGGUGAGCCGCUCAUGGUAGUGUUGGAUUCAAAAGGGAUUGUCACUAACUUAAACGCAAUUGACAUGAUUAUGAUCUGGGGAGCCCGGGCAUAUCCCUUUUCAGCUUCAAGAGAAGAAGAGCUCUGGAAAGAGGAGCAAUGGACAUUGCAACUUGUGGUUGACCAUAUUGAUCCCCAACUCGCUUACUGGGUGGAAGAAGGCAAAAACCUAUGCAUUUAUGGAAGUGAUAGUCAAGAAUGGAUUCAAGAAUUCAACUCCAAAAUGAGGGGCAUAAAAAGUGAAGGUUUUCAGCUUGAGAUGGUGUAUGUUGGCAAGAGGAACAUGGAUGAAAAUGUGAGGAACACUUUGGCCAGCAUUGCUGAAGAGAAUCUGAAUGGUUCUCUCUCUUUCACAAAAGUCCAAUUCUUUUGGCUUCGAUUAGAGAGCAUGAGAAAAUCGAAACUUCGACUUGGAAAGACUGCCAAUACUGACCAUAUUCUAGAGGAGGUGUCUGCAUUGCUUGAUUUCAGCGACAAGGGUUGGGCUGUAAUGGGGAAAGGGUCUUCCACAGAUACUGUGAAGCUUCAAGGAAAAGAUCAUCCCAUGCAAUGCUCAACUCUUUUUUCACAAGGAGGAGAAAACGUGACAAAAAUGGGAUUCCUUGAUGCCAUUAAGAGUGCCUUUGAACCUUCUCCUUUACCUGGGUAUUGCAGCCACACGAGUGUCAUUCCUUAUGCUGAAGGGUUGAUUGAAGAAACAGCAAUCUGUCAGAAAUGUAAGCGUCCCAUGAAGAAGUUUGUUGUCUACGAAUGAUAUGUAAUAUAGAUUUACACAACGGAUAUCCUUUUAGAUUUACUCAUGACUUGUAGACAACAUAUAAAAUUUAUGGUUAUUGGUCAGUGAACUUCUUGUACUUGCAUUCCAUCAUUUGU